Mesorhabditis belari is the source of this 387-nucleotide messenger RNA. The record is from the annotation of a GenBank genome assembly. NCBI's taxonomy places the organism in Eukaryota, Metazoa, Nematoda, Chromadorea, Rhabditida, Rhabditidae.
AUGAAAAGUUCGUCGAUCUGUUCUUUCCUUCUCCCGCUACUCAUCUCAUUUCUCGUCCUCUUGCCCACAGAAUGCAGUGCUCAAGCGUUAGAAGAAGAUACGGAGAAGCGGUCAGCGCUUGAGCGCGACUUGAUGGCGUUCGGAAAGCGGGCAUUUGAUCGGGAUUUGUUGAGCUUCGGCAAAAGGAGUUCUAUGAUCGAUCGAGACAUGUUGUCGUUUGGAAAAAGGGCUGCUUAUGACCGAGACAUUUUGAACUUCGGAAAGCGAUCGGCGUUGGAUCGAGAUUUGCUUGCUUUCGGGAAACGGGAAUCCAUCGAUGAGCGAUUCAAGAAAGCGAUUGACCGAGAUUUGUUGUCAUUUGGAAAACGGAGCUUCUACAAAAGAAGA